GGGGGGUGUGAGGGGAGGACGGGCCCUUCCGGCGCGGCGCCAUGGCGGGGCGCGCGGCGGAGCCGCCGGCGGACGUCACGCUCCGCCGCUGGGCACGAGAGCAGGCCCGGUUAAAAGCCAGCGUGGUUGCGGAGGACACCGAGGAGUGGCAGAAGGACUCCGGUUUGACGGGACUGGAGAGGGUGGGAGGUGUGGACCUGUCUUAUAUCAAAGGAGACGACACCCGUGCCUGCGCUUCCCUCGUGGUUCUCAGCUACCCGGCUCUGGAGGUAACGGUGCUGUAUGAGGACUGCCGGAUGGUGGCUGUGAGCGCCCCGUACGUGCCGGGAUUCUUGGCCUUCCGGGAGGUCCCCUUCCUGGUGGAAGCUGUUCAGAGACUUCAGCAGGAGGAGCCCAAGCUCAAACCUCAGGUACUUCUUGUAGAUGGGAAUGGCCUGCUCCAUCCCAGAGGAUUUGGUGUGGCCUGUCACCUCGGAGUCCUGACGGAUCUACCGUGCGUUGGAGUGGCCAAGAACCUCCUACAGGUGGAUGGCUUGGUCAGGGAUGAGCUGCACAGAGAGCAGGUUCAUUCCCUGCAGAGGGAAGGAGAUACGUUCCCACUGAGGGGCGCUUCGGGGGGAGUCCUGGGCAUGGGUGUGCCUGGAGACAGCCGUGCGUCUAGUCAAGUCCUGCUGCAGGUACCGGAUCCCGGAGCCCAUCCGUCAGGUACCGAAGCAGGGGAGCUGAGGAAGGGGAAGGCAGGCCUGGAGCAGGGAAGCAGGCUGAUAUUAGAUCGAGGGAGUAUAUUCGGAAGCAGCUGUGUUCACCACUGGAGGUCAUAUCUUCUGGGCCAGAGAGGUAGAAAAAAGGAGGCUGAACUGGAUGAUUAGUCUGAUGGCAGAAGAAACCGCAGGGCUCCUCUUCACUGGAUCCUCUCCUCCGCCAAGACCGUGGUUCUGCUGAGUGCAACAGCCGAGUGCCGCCCCAGGGGAGAGCAGUGCAAGGCCGUGCCAGUCAGGACAGGGCCAGGCACUGCGCGCGGUUCCGGUGGGCAGGCAGACCGGCUUCUGCUCAAGGAUAAUGUAUAGAGCGUGUUUCUCAGGGUUGAUUUUUAAGUGUUGUAAAAAUAUUUGUGUAAGCAACUGUACACUUGUAAGUUUGCAACAACUUCCUUGAGUACUUGGGCAAUUGCAGGAGGUGAUUUACAAAGAGACGCGGAGGCACUUAACUUAGUUAUAAACAAACUCCAGAGCUGGCCUUUGGCUCCCACCACCCCUCUGUGGCACAGAGACUUCCCUUCUCAUCAUUUUUGGAACAGCUUCCGCCCGGUCCCUGCAGCUUGUACGCUCACAUUCACUUUGCACGUCUCCGGGGAACAGAAGCCCAGUCUGCAGCUCCGGCUGGUCCUGACAGACGGGCAGAGGACGCUGUGUUUCAGGUGGGCGUGUGACUCACGAGGGAGGGGACGGAGCCAACAGUCUGCUGCGGAUUUUGGAAGAGGCUCAGAGGUCUGAGCUCCAGUACCUGAGCAGCUUUUUGUCUGUUUGGUGUCAGUGGCUCCGGCGUGCCUGCUGCCUCGGUGCCACGCCGCAGCGACCGGACCAUGGUGGCUGGGUGCCAGUCAUUAUCUGUGCUGGGCACGUGGUGCUCUCGUGGUGUUGGUCUCGGGGGGAGCUUGCUCUGCUUUGCUGCCGAAGCACGGUUUGUUACGGUACCCAGACUUGCUUGGUGUUACUGCCAGCCUCUCCGCAGUGCCCGAGGCUCACGGUGCAGACCAGCUCUUCCUGAAGGAAAGAGCAACUCGAGGGAAAGGAAAAUUUCCCAUCAGGAGGAUGAAGAGGGAGGUCCUUCCUAAGGCACAAAUCACUCCGAGUGGCCAGAUCCCAGGCUCCAGCUUUUGCAGUCUGGGUGGAGCGGGAGCAGUCGCGCUGGGUGAGGAGGAAGCUCUCUGUGCCCAGGCACCAGGACCAACACCCUCCAUCAGGCCAGUGGUGAAGCUUUGCUCCAGCAGCAGAGCACAGGACGGUUUCUGUCCCUGAAUCAAUACAGCGACUCUUGUCCCAUUUGCAGGGCUAAAGCUUUUCCUCCAAAGGUGUGGGUUCCUGGUGGGAUUCGGCAGGUUGUUCCUGAGCAUUUCCAAAGAAAAUUGGAGCAGAUGUAUGAGUUCUUGAACACAGCCAAAACUCUGGCAUGUUGAUUUAAAAACCCGUGGCUGUGUAAGAUUCAAGCCUGAAGAGGGAAGAGGACGUUGUCCGGGGAUUGGCGAGGGGUGCUCAGGGUCAGGACUCCCGUGCUCUGUUUUGAAUGCCGCCAGGCACUUCGCUUUUGCAUAAAUUUAUCUUGCAG
Messenger RNA from Grus americana (Whooping crane), 2325 nucleotides. RefSeq names its product endonuclease V (gene ENDOV). Gene Ontology annotation, cellular component: cytoplasm; nucleolus. Gene Ontology annotation, molecular function: RNA endonuclease activity producing 5'-phosphomonoesters, hydrolytic mechanism; single-stranded RNA binding. The transcript has 9 exons. Gene Ontology annotation, biological process: DNA repair. Bases 42 to 869 code for a protein of 275 amino acids. The record is from RefSeq and is a predicted model, not a curated record. Lineage: Eukaryota; Metazoa; Chordata; Aves; Gruiformes; Gruidae.